AGGAAAUUAAAAAAAAAGAGAGAAUUUAAGAUGAGUUUGGGAAUACCAAACGCCUCCAUUCGGUUUAUAAAGGCAGCACAACAGACAAAUUUAGACUGCAACAAUGGGUGAUAAACUUAAGCCAAAAGCGGUUGUUUCCGACGAGAGCAGUGAUGAAGAGGCAAAAGAGGAUGAAAAUGAGCUCGAUCUUCCCUUGGAUAAAUUGAAUUUGGGUCCUAGAAAAAAGCUCCUUGUCCUUUGUCUCGGCGAUUUACUCGUCCGUAGGGUGCACCUUAGAGAUAAGCACACCGUUCGUGGGUUCAGACCGGACGUCAUUCACGGGAAAUUUCUAGUGUUCAGGAGGCCAUUUUGCACGGACUUCAUGAAAUUUUGCUUUGACCAGUUCGUGGUCGGGUUGUGGUCUUCUGCAAGAGACCAUAAUAUUGAUGCUGUUUUGAGAUGCAUCACUGGUUAUGAAAACAGAAACAAGUUGGCUUUUGUUUGGUCACAAGAGGAAUGCAGAGAUUCUGGAGAUUAUUGUCUGGAAAAGAAGGAAAAGCCUCUGUUUCUUAAGAAUUUGGAAGAUCUUUGGGAGAAGAAAUAUGGCUAUCAUGCUGAUCUUCCAUGGAAAAAGGGAGAAUAUUCAGCUUCAAAUACUCUGUUAAUUGAUACUGAACCGCAUGUGGCUCUGCUGAACCCAGAUAAUACUGCUAUAUUUCCGAAACCAUUCAAAACCCCAGAUCCUGGAGACACAUUCUUAGGGUCAAAUGGUGAGCUGCGGAAGUUUUUGGAGGGUGUGACAGAUGAAGAGGACGUUCCUACUUAUGUGAAGAAGCAUCGCAUUGGGCAGCCUCCGAUUACGCCUUCCCAUCCUGACUGGUCCUUCUAUCAGAAAAUCGUUCACCGCUUUCGCAAAAAGUAAAUAAAAUUUGCUGGAGAAAAAAUGCUAUUGUUCACUUAAUCUCUGUUCUCAAAGACAAAAUUUGCUCUCAUUACCUGACUAUUAAUAAGAAGUUGAUGGCUCUAUUAUUAUUGUUA
Messenger RNA from Cuscuta europaea, 1017 nucleotides. Lineage: Eukaryota; Viridiplantae; Streptophyta; Magnoliopsida; Solanales; Convolvulaceae. The record is from the annotation of a GenBank genome assembly.